AUGGGGUGCUUCCUUGCCUGCUUCGGCAUUUCCAAGAAGCGAAAGAGGCGAAGACUUUCCAACCGAGUUGCUGCAGCUGCUGGAGACUAUAGACGUGGGAGCUAUGUAGCAUUGAACUCAUCAUCUCUCGCACUAAUCGGACUUGAUGGUCCGAAAAAGAGUCCCAAUACUGAACAGCUUAGAGACAAGCCGAAAGAGGCGACGAAGAUCAGGAAGAAAGUCAGCUUCAAUCUGAAUGUCCAGACCUACGAGCCUGUUUUGAAGGACUAUGAGUUUGUGGAGAGUGAGGUGGAGGAAGAAGUUGACAACAAUGAACAGGAAGUGGCGAAAGGAAGGUCAUCCACUUCAGCAACUAAGAGGGCUUCAACUGCAUUGACAUCAUCAAUAGGACUUUUUCCUUCAAACUACAGGUACCAAAAUGUUCGAGACAGCUAUGACAGCUAUGAAGAAGAGGACAAUGUGGCAGAUGAAGACAGUGAAUUCGAUGACGAUGAUUACUAUGGUGAUGAUGACUACUGUGAUGGUGACAGCAGUGAUAUAGAUGAUCCAAGAAUGAGCCAAGAAGGGUAUCCUAAGCAAAGUUUCUCUUCAUCUAUAAAUGGAGAAUUGGAAUCGUGCCGGUGGAGUCUGAAUGUUGGCGAUAAUAUCCCAUAUGCACAUUCUGUUUUGAGUCCAAUUGAGAAUUUGAGUCAGUGGAAAGCAGCCAAAGCAAAAGUAGUAGCACCAAAGCAGCAAAAGGAGAAUGUUGCAUCAUUUCAAGAACCAAAAUUUCUAUACAGCAGAUCAAGUUGCAACCAGUCCAAACCUCUAUUGCAACAAAUCCCAGUCCAUGCCAGCUUUUCGAGUUGGGUAAGGGGAAAAUAA
Messenger RNA from Fragaria vesca subsp. vesca, 864 nucleotides. RefSeq lists its product as uncharacterized. The record is from RefSeq and is a predicted model, not a curated record. The transcript has 3 exons. NCBI's taxonomy places the organism in Eukaryota, Viridiplantae, Streptophyta, Magnoliopsida, Rosales, Rosaceae. Gene Ontology annotation, biological process: male meiosis II. Bases 1 to 864 code for a protein of 287 amino acids.